UGUUUGGCUGCUUUGUUCAGGUUUCUUGUAGGUUUCCUGCAGAUUUUUUAAAGUGUUGCAAUGGAACCGAGCUGGAGUACAUUUCUAUUUCAACAGGCCAAUGAAGCCCUCCACCACCAGCACCAGGUGGCCCAGAACAGCCUGCUGCCACUGCUCAACUCUGGGAACGAGCCGGUGGACCAGAAGCCUGUGAUGCCCAUCUCCCUGGACCAGAAACCCCCCGCCAGCGCCGCCGAGCUCCUCAAAGACAAUGUGGCCUGCGGGACUGGCGGCGGCAGGGGACCCAUGCCUGUGGUGAAGAAGGAGCACAAGAGCAAGACACCCUUCAUCUGCGGCUACUGCAACAAGGCCUUCCGUGACAGCUACCACCUGCGGCGCCACGAGUCCUGCCACACGGGCGUCAAGAUGGUGUCGCGGCCCAAGAAGACAGCCCAGACAGCCCCCACCAUGGUGCCCCUCAUCUCUACCCUGCCCAGGGAGAAUAGCGGGCAGCCCUCCUACAUCUCCACCAUCGCAGGCAUGCUCACCACGGCCACCUCCUCUGUGUCUUCAGCCUCCAGCAUCAUGUCUCCAGCCACUAGCAUCAUGUCGCCAGCCUCUAUGAUCAACGUACCCCAGCAGAGCCAGCCCAAGAAGCCUUCCAAGCCAGUGAAGAAGAACCAUGGCUGUGAGAUGUGUGGCAAGGCCUUCCGAGACGUCUACCACCUGAACCGUCACAAGCUGUCCCACUCGGACGAGAAGCCCUACGAAUGCCCCAUCUGCCAGCAGCGCUUCAAGAGGAAGGACCGCAUGACCUACCACGUGCGCUCGCACGACGGAGGAGUCCACAAGCCCUAUGUCUGUUCCGUGUGCGGGAAAGGCUUCUCCAGGCCAGACCACCUGAGCUGCCACGUGAAGCAUGUCCACUCCUCAGAAAGACCGUUCAAAUGCCAAGUAACGGCCUGUACUUCUGCCUUCGCCACCAAAGACAGACUGCGCUCCCACAUGAUCCGGCAUGAAGGGAAGGUCACCUGCAACAUCUGCGGCAAGAUGCUGAGUGCAGCCUACAUCACCAGCCAUCUAAAGACACACGGCCAGACCAACUUUAAUUCCUCUAACAAAGGGGACUGGCAGUGGAACUCCUCAGGGGGACGAAAAGACAGUAAUGACAUCCACAACUCUGCGUCAGCCACACCUGUAACAGCCUCCACCCCCAUCACCACCACGAUGAACCGGGGAAACUCCAUCAACAACCCCGUCACCAUAGCGUCGCAAAUGAACAUUUCCACCAACACAGUGAACGUCAGCCUCCAGCACCCUGUCACCAUCACUGGGCCCGUCAACAUCGCCUCGAUCAACAUCCCUUCCACAGCACACAUGAAUAUCGCCCACCCUCUGGCCAUCAGCACCCCCAUGUCCAUGACAAUGUCCGGGCCCCUCAACAUCGCCAUGAGGUCCAUGGAGAGUAUGCCUUUUCUGUCCCAAGUCCUGCCUUCGUCCCCACCCUGGUAAAACAAGAAAUGAUGACGCCUCCCCCUUACCCCCAUCUUUCCCCUGACCCCUGACCCCGUGCCCACUCCUCAGACCUGGAAAUUAACAUUUAGCCUACUUGUGACACAUGGCUCCACCCCAACCAAUGCUACAUCACAGAAAAGAGAACCAGAACAGUUGUGUAGAAGUUAGGUAGGGUUUUAUAUAUUAUCUGAAUGACUUCAAACCUAGAUGUAGUGAGUCGAUGAAGUGUUAAACAGUGAUGUCAACAUUACAGUCGGGGCAGGAUGAACAAGAGGGGAGGACUCUCAAGCCUCGCUAAACGCCUUCGAUCUCAUACCUUUGCAAUUGGAAGAGGAUCAUUUUUAAAAGGACUAAUGCAAUAAGUAUGAAUUGCUGGUUUUAUUGUUCCAGAAGUUCUCUUGCAAAGCCAAUGGGUGUUUCUUAUAAGUUGUUUUAUCUAUAGCCUGCUAAUCAUUAUUUAAUAUUUUUAGGAGAUGAGUCCAACAAAAGGGACUAAGACUUCCAUUUGGACGGAGGGUUAUUCUUUUUUCACAGCUGUAUAACUUUUGUUUUUCAAAUAAGAGGUAUGCUCUUGAGGUACAUGUUAAUGUAUUCUCACCAUCAACUGAAUCUGUAUUAUUUUGUUGAAGUGGAUAUCUGGAAAUAGUCCCUCUUGACUGUUAAAGAUGUGUACAGUUAGGCUAGUUUUUUAUCUUUGUUAGGGAUGGCAGAGGUGUGCUUCUUUUAUUUGGUCAUCAGUUGAUGUCAAUUGUUUUACACAAACCGAGAGAGGAAUGAGUCUUGCACUGAAAGCAUAUCCCAUGUGUAACUUAACAGCAGUAUUAUCAAAGAUCAAAUUGGUGUUAGGUAAUCAGCCUACAUAAAAACAGGGCCAUCUAGUGGCUUACAAAUGCCAUUGAGGAAAUGGUCCUGAAGUUCACAAAUUUGUAUUUCUUAAACGAUUAUUAUCAUUAUCAUGUUGGUGACGGAUUAUAGUUUUGUUAGAAAUAUUUUAUACCCUUUUUCUUAUCGUUUUCGAGGACCCCGAUUAGUAUGGACCUUCUGCUCAGGUAACUCGCUGAGAGUAGCCCUGGAAACGUAAUAUAUAUAUAUAUAUAUAUAUACUUUUUUUGUUGUAUUUAAUUCACAUCUAACACAACUUGAUCCUUUCCCAUGUUACUUUGUAAAUAUUUAACUCACCAUAUACCUUUUUGCUAAAAGAAAAAAAAGACUAGGGAUCUAAGAACUCUUUAAUUUUGUGAACAUAGCCGUCCAUUUUAAUAAUCAUGUCAUCUGUAAUUAUAUUUUCGAACAAAAAUCCAUUGUCUCCGCCUGUGUCAUGGUGAUUUAUGGAUUAGAUGAUGGAUGAGGUGACUGAUGUAUUGAGAACAAAACACUAAUGGUUUUUGAGAAGUGUAUGAAAGUAAUGAACUACUAGAUCAUGUUGUAGUGUUACUGCAGCCGAAGGGUGGACACAAUUUAGUCGGGCCAACAUGGCCUCUGCAGCACAUCUCAGGCAUUGAGACCCUUAGAUUACCAUUACUAGAUAAGACGUUCUUACUUGGUCAUAUCACCUUUGCAAGGUUUUUGUGCUGUGUGAUGUAAAGUACAGGAUACUACAGUGCAUUCGGAAAGUAUUCUAAAAUUGAAAAAAAAUCUAAUCAAUCUACACACAAUACCCCAUAACGA
Molecule: messenger RNA, 3162 nt
Organism: Coregonus clupeaformis (lake whitefish)
Lineage: Eukaryota; Metazoa; Chordata; Actinopteri; Salmoniformes; Salmonidae
Product: vascular endothelial zinc finger 1-like
Exons: 6
Coding region: 61-1491 (476 amino acids)
Biological process (GO): regulation of transcription by RNA polymerase II
Molecular function (GO): RNA polymerase II cis-regulatory region sequence-specific DNA binding; DNA-binding transcription factor activity
Source: RefSeq, a predicted model, not a curated record